AUGUGGAACAUGUAUGCAACUUUUGAAGAUAUGAUCUCAGGUUCAGGACAACGGGAUGAUCGAUCCAGAUCAACCCUAAUGGAAUUGUCGUCUACUUCAUCGCUCAGCAUUAAUCCAAACAGUACCAGUAGUAAAGAUAGUGAUAGUAAACCUUGCACAGUACCUUUAACACCUCCAGUAACCAAUGUUUCUCAUUCGGAAAGUAUUAGCAGCUCCAGUUCACCAGAAACUGAAAAUCAAACGGGAAAAGCUAAUGUUAAUAAUUACAAAGAAAUGUCAACCUCUCAACAAACAAAGGAAUCAACUGUGGUUAAAGACACACCACAAUUAGUCACUUCUCUUUCAACGGGAGACGAGUCUGGUACUGAAAAUAGUAUCACAAAUAGUGACACUAACAAUGAUAAGAAUCAAAAAUUUCGACCCAUACCUGUUAAUAGGAAUAAAUUUUUAGCUGCUCGUCAAUCAAAUAAUGAUAAACCAUCAACAAAUCUAGUUGGAUAUCAAAGUGAUUCUGGGUCAAACUCUUCCUUGGCUAAUCCUCUUUUAGACACCAUUAGUUGUUUAACUUCAAGUGAUCCUUAUAGUGAUUCAGAUGAUUAUGAUGUAACUCGAAGCAAGGUUAUUAACCAACGAGCAAGACGUCGAUGUAGGCGAAUGUUGUCUGACCGAUCUCUCCGUUGCUCUCCUAAUCAUUUACAUUCCUGUUGUUCAAGUGAUGCUGAUUCAAUUGGCUAUGCAGGUUCCAACUCUAUUGAUAGUGGUUACAAAAGUCUCUGUCCAACACCCGAAGUUCCAGAAUCAAUAUCCAACCUUUUACCUUAUAAAACAGCCGACAUCUCGUCCGUCAGUGAUAAAUUGCAAAUCAAUGGUCAACAAGACAAUUCCUGUCUUGUUAUGGUGUCAUCACAUUCGUCUUCAUCAAUACCAGCACUCCAACGGUUAACCAGUUUAAAUACAAUCUGCAACAACAGUAAACCUCAUUAUUCCGAUUCCCUUUCAAAGUCAAAAUUGUCAUCCAUUAAACCUCAUGAUGCACGGAUAACAUCGUCAAACUGUUGUGCUCCUUCACUCACAAACAGUACAUCAUCCAAUAGCUUAUAUAAUAACAAAAUGGUAACUCGAUUGAAAACCCAGUCCUCGACAGCACAUCUUGAACAUCUAUUGACUCUCCGUCAAUCUCUUAUAAGUGCAAUUCAAAAAUGUGAAUCUUCAACAUCAACUCCAACUGAUUCACGGGUUGCAAGUCCAGUAAUUUCAAGUCGAUCAACCAGUCCAGCGUCAACAGUUAUUCCUAGAACAGUCAGCAAUUUAAAGAUAACCCCAGGUCUUGCAUCUUUAUCGUCUUCUUUAUCGGUCGGAGUUAUCCAGGGUGCUAAUACUUCUAAUCAAAUUUACCAGCAAAGCUCAAUCAUAUCUGGCUCAUUAUCACCAUCAUCAUCAAUAGCUGCCUCUAGCAAUGGUUCAACAAUGAUGAGUAAAAGUAAACGUUUACCAGCAACAGGCUCACCUGAACCUUGGUAUUCUCAAAAUCAUUACUCACCUUUAGCAUCGUAUCAUCAAAAUGGCCAUCCUUCAUUAAACUGUACAAGAUACAAUCGAAUCAACAAUCCACCUUCACAAAUUCACGAUCAUCAAUCAAUGGAACCAGUGUUAACAUCGUCUGCUGUCUCAGCCGAUGUUGGACGAGCAACACCAACACAAAUGCCAUCAGCUACAUCUGUUGAUGUCAUUGGUCAACAGCAACAACAGCACUAUUCAUCUUCUUCCUUAACCUCUUUAACCUCUUCAUCUUCAUUUAAUAAGUCAGUCCGAUUUGAUGAGGUGAUGAUAACACCAUUUACCAAUUAUCAACCUGCAACCCUAAAUAUAUCCAGCAAUACCUCUCUUGAAAUAGCUGAUUACCCAAUACAGCCAACAGAGAGACCAAUCUCAUUGGCAGCAACUAACACCUCUUCCGUGGCUCAAAUAGCUGUUACCUCAGGCCAUCUUAAUACUGAUAGUAGUGCAAGUAGUAUUAGUUUGAGCAGCAGUAUUAAUGAUAAUAGAGUUAACGGAAUUACUGAAAGCAACAACAACAGUAAUAAUAUCAUUAAUAACGACAAUAUUAAUAAGCAUAUCAGUAACAGUAAUAAUAGCAACUCUAUUUAUAAUGGCAUUAAUCAUGGUAUUGGAAGCUGUUCAUCAUUAAAAUCAUCUGCAGUCACUUUUUCCACUAAAUCAAUAUUAAAAGAUCCAAUUUGUGCCAACCUAAGAUCGUCCAUUGAAUCGGGAAUGUUCAAUGCUGCUCAAUCUUUAGAGAAUGAGAUUGAUUCACUUCUCUAUGGGAAACGUUUCAAUGAACCAAUUGCUUUGCCAACAACCCAAAUCACAUCAAAUGAUCCUGAUUUUACCUCCUUGUCGACACUCAAAGAGCCAAAUGAUUUGUAUAAACAAGUUCAAGAUGAUCCAUUGGACAUUCCGUAUGUUAAGAUGAUUGAAGAAAAAUAUCGAACUGGAAAUAAAAUGAAUAAAACAAAAUCACAAGAGCACGCCAGUGAAACUUUUACGAGUUACACAGAAAAUACCAAUAACCAUCAUCCAUCUGAUCAAAUGAGCCUAGAUGAAGGAACCAAUGAAAUUAAUGUAGCAACUUACCAAAGCGAAUCGUCGAAUUAUCUUUACCAUAAUAAAAAUCUCAAUCAUUCUGGUAGUCAGGUAUCUUUAAAUCAUCCAAAUGGGAAAUACCAAAAACAGAGGCCAACAAGAAAUGGUAUGCCAACGGAUAACCCAGAUGCCAUGUUGGAUCCAACGUCAAAGAGUAAAAUAAGCGAAAUGGCAAAAUGUAUGCUUGGUAUUCUGGAUGAAAUUGAGAUGAAAAAUUCAAUUGAAAAUCGUUUACCCAAACUGGAAACUGUACGGUUAAGGGAAAAAUCCUAUACAAGCAGAACCAAAGAAAGAUCUCGACCCAGUUCAGCCGAAUUUAGAAGCUCAAUCGAGUUGGUGCCAAAUAUAUUCAGUAAUAAUGAAACAGCCAGCGAGUCGUCUUACCAUUCCCUUCCUGAGUAUCACAUUUAUGAAGAGGUUGCUUAUGAUUACAUGAUGGACAACCAUCCUAUCAGAUCAAACACGGUAAAAGAGACACCACCGUCUUCAAGUCAACCAGUCCAUCCAAGAGAGAGAUCAAGAAGGAUACUUCCACCCAAUCCAGUUGGUUCAAUGAGCAUGUUGAAUAAUUCACGAAUCACAGGGAAAUCAGGAUCAUCACUGUAUCGAUCAUCAUUGAAAGAUUUGUUGAAACCAUGUGAUGGCAACAACAAUCCAAGAUUAACAAAUGUAAAUAUCAAUGAACGUGAAGUUACUCUAAAUGGCAACGACAAAUGUCUCCUGGAAACUGAAUUGAAAUGCUUCCGAUCAUCAUCAUCAUCGCCUUUAUCCUCAAUGAGAACCUCAUCGUUGAUUAAUUCCAACACAAGCUGGGGACGGGUCACUGAACAGCCAAAACAACGAGGCAACCUUUACUCUUUGUUUACUGAUCCCAACCAAAGGAUUAACAUUGGUCGAUCACUGAGAAAAGAGUUGAACUACAACCAACCGCGAUCAACAAUUCACCUUGAACUGUGCAAUCAAAUGGAUGGAUCAUCUUCAUCAUCUGAAUAUGGUUUCAGAAACAAUUAAAUCAACUGCCAUGGCCACUAAAUAUUAUAAAAUGUUGAACAUUUGAUAAGAUUGAAAGUAUCAUUUAGAAAGAUCUAGAGACAUCUUUUGCUUUCUUUCUGUUUCUUUUGUUUUAUUUAACUGUUGUUUACAAAUGCGCUCAUUUUACAAAAAUUCAAAUACUUUCAAUUAGCUGAUAGCUCAUGUUGCUUUCAACUUGAACCGACUAAUUGUUGUUUAUCAACUCAACAACUGUUACUUAAAUAAUCAAAUUUGCCUGUUUUUUACCACAUUUUACAUUGUAAUGAUUUUACAAUCAAUUUGUCAAUUUACAUGUUUCUUCUGAUGACAAUUUUAUCGAUAAUUAGAAUUGAUAAUUAGCCUUUCUUUUUGCUUUUCUCAUUCAUUCCAAUUUUAAUUGUAUUCAUACAUAAAUUAUCACUCAAGUUUGCUAGUUAUAACUUGAACUUGAACGAUUUAAAAAAAAGAUCACAAUAAAAGCAAACAUUUCUAAGAUUUAAGUUA
Tetranychus urticae (two-spotted spider mite) is the source of this 4158-nucleotide messenger RNA. NCBI's taxonomy places the organism in Eukaryota, Metazoa, Arthropoda, Arachnida, Trombidiformes, Tetranychidae. The record is from RefSeq and is a predicted model, not a curated record.